UAUAACAUGGAGAGUGUUGAGAGAGAGUGCGGGGCACUGGGUGGAUUGUUUCAGGCUAUCGUCAAUGAUAUGAAGUGCUCAUAUCCAGUGUGGGAAGACUUUAGUGCCAAGGCCACAAAACUCCACUCCCAGCUGAGGACCACAGUACUGGCGGCCGCAGCCUUCCUGGAUGCCUUUCAGAAGGUGGCAGACAUGGCGACGAACACAAGAGGUGCUACCAGAGACAUUGGCUCUGCUCUAACCCGCAUGUGUAUGAGGCAUCGCAGCAUCGAGGCCAAACUCCGACAUUUCACCAAUGCACUUAUGGAAAAACUGAUCACACCCCUUCAAGACAAAAUCGAGGAGUGGAAGAAGACCGCCGCCCUGUUGGACAAAGAUCAUGCCAAAGAAUACAAGCGUUCUCGACAGGAGAUCAAGAAAAAGUCAUCGGACACAUUGAAGCUGCAGAAGAAAGCGAGGAAAGAACUCCCAGGUAGAGGAGGUUUGCAGCCACAGUUGGACAGUGCCAUGCAGGAUGUGAGUGACAUGUAUCUGCUGAUGGAGGAGACAGAGAAACAGGCAGUGCGCAGAGCCCUCCUGGAGGAGAGGGGGCGAUACUGCACUUUCAUCAGUCUUCUGCAACCAGUUGUGAAUGGAGAGAUUUCCAUGCUUGGAGAGGUUACUCACCUUCAAGCCAUCAUGGAUGACCUUACUGUCCUGACCACAGACCCACACAAACUACCAGAAGCAAGCGAACAGGUGAUCGUGGAUCUAAAAGGCUCAGACUACAGCUGGUCUUACCAGACCCCACCCUCAUCCCCCAGCAGCGUGGGGUCCAGAAAGAGCAGUCUGUGCAGGUACGGACCUGAGGAGCACACGGACACUUUAACACAGCCUCUCAGGGAUUCUGGGGCUUUCUCCUUCAUGAUAUUACCCGUGUCCUCUGCUGUCUCUCACAAGCUGCCCUCGUUUAAUGUUUUUCUCAGUUUGGUGCAUCUGCCACCGGGGGGCGCCCAUCGCCUGAGCAGCGUGUCCUCUCAUGACUCGGGUUUCGUCUCUCAAGAUGCCAAUGUGCACUCCAAACCUCCCUCUCCCAUGCCCUCUGACAUCACCAGUCAGAAAUCCUCCAGCUCAGCAUCCUCAGAGGCCUCUGAAACCUGUCCGUCCGUCAGCGAGUGCGGCUCUCCCACAUCCGAUUGGUCCAAAUCGGGUCACUAUGAGCAACCACCAGGUGCCCCAGUGCAGCGAAGGAGUGACCUCUCAGAGCGACUCAGAGAACCAGAGCUCUCUAGUGGUCCAAGAGGAAAUGGCAUGAUGCACCCUGAGGACCCUUACAGGGCAAGGAUGAGCUCAGCAAAUGUCACUGCCAAGCAUGGUAAAGCGAUGUCAUCAGCGGCCAGUGAGCUUGCCAUGGUUCUGACUCGUGGUCUCAGUAUGGAACAGCAGAAGAGCAGCUGUGACUCACUGCAGUACUCCAGUGGUUACAGCACCCAGAACACCACACCAUCCUGCUCAGAGGACACCAUUCCUUCACAGGGCUCUGACUAUGACUGCUACUCUAUGAAUGGAGAUGCUGAUAGUGAUGCUCAGACAGACUUUGACAAGUCCUCCACAGUCCCUCGCCAUAGCAACCUGGCUCAGAACUACCGCCGUAUGAUCCAGACCAAGAGGCCAGCAAGCACUGCUGGGCUGCCCGGAGGAACAGGUGUGCAGGGAGCGUCUGCUGCCAAUAGUAAAGGAGGAGGAGGAGGAGGAGGAAGCAUUUCCUCUGGAACUGCCACCAUUCGCCGAACUCCCUCCUCGAAGACCGGAGUGAGACGCACCCCCUCGAAUUCCGGGCCGAUCCCCAUCCGACCUCCCAUCGUCCCCGUUAAAACCCCCACCGUCCCAGACUCCCCAGGGUUCCCCAGUCCUCCGGAACACAACGGGAGCGAAGAAAGCUUCUACGGGGAUGAUGGCUCUCUGGAAACCCUGGAAUACAAGGCUUCGCCCAAGCGAAUGAGUUUGCCUAACCCAGCGUGGGGCUCCGGAAGUGGGCUGGAGAUGAGCCCUUACGUCCAGCAGCCUGCGGCUAUGGCCCUGAGCACGGAGGAGGAGCAGCUUUUGGCUGCCAAUCGCCACAGCCUGGUGGAGAAGAUCGGCGAGUUAGUGGCCAAUGCCCACGCCCUGGGAGAGGGCCAGUUCCCCUUCUCCGCGGACGGAGUGUCCGGCCAGGGACACCAGAGGGACCCGCGGGGACCACAGGACAGCGAGGACAUGUUGAGGACCAUCCGCAGAGGCGUCCGCCUACGAAGAACUGUCUGUAACGACAGAUCGGCUCCUAGGAUCAUGCGAUAGGCCAGCAGAAGACAGCUUGUCACUGCCAACUCUCUCCCCAAAUUAUUCCUCAAAGGGAUAUCCCUUUGUUAUUUCUAACGUCAAGUCCUUCAUUAUGAAAUAAGUGUUAAUGAAAGCUAUGUCACUGUAAUAUGAGUGUGUAUGGACAUGAUUUCCA
Molecule: messenger RNA, 2473 nt
Organism: Chanos chanos (milkfish)
Lineage: Eukaryota; Metazoa; Chordata; Actinopteri; Gonorynchiformes; Chanidae
Gene: mtss1la
Product: MTSS I-BAR domain containing 2a
Exons: 15
Coding region: 7-2316 (769 amino acids)
Biological process (GO): cell projection assembly; plasma membrane organization
Cellular component (GO): cytoplasmic side of plasma membrane; actin cytoskeleton
Molecular function (GO): phospholipid binding; actin binding
Source: RefSeq, a predicted model, not a curated record